AUGGCAGCCGAAGCGCUCGAUGCGCAGCGGCGCGGUGUACAGCUGUCUGGCUCGGCAGUGAGUACAGCACCAAAAGAAAAAGAGGAAAGCGUGAAAAUGACAAAAAGCCGUAAGCGCCGGAUGCGACGCAAGCAACGUAAACAACAAGCGCUCUUGGAACAGGAAUUAGAGGAAUUAGAAGAGCUUGAAACCCAGGAGCAUAAUCGUCGCCUAAUGGAUAUGGGUCUCUUACCCGAGGGAGACAAACAAGAUGACGCGGACCCUGUCCCAACGGAUGCCGAAGAUACCAUUGAUGCUCCCAUUGUUGCUAACCCAGCUUCUUCCGCUGCAUCCAAUCAGGCAGCUACUGGUAAUAUCGAAAGUCGUGCAAAUAACUCCGAUAGCACUAUGCAUAAAGUUGGCGCAGUUGUGGUUGGUACCGCACGGGCUGUUGUCUCAGCGUUAGGCUUUGCGGCCUCCAUUCCGCUGAGAGCUUGCAACUCCUUCAGAGACAGGGCUCCCGACGAUAAUGAUUCAUCUAGCGCCAUGGAUAGAAAGAACACUGCAUCAUCUAGGCCAUCAUCGACUCCUGUCACAAUGCUGCCGUUUAUUCUGGCCAGUCCGUACCCAGAGGAAGCUAACUGUGUUAAGGGUGGUAGCUCAAAUCCUUCCCAAAUUCAUUGCGCAGUGCGUCCUGGGAGAAAGCGUGCUGCCACAACUUCAAUGGGGUCUUCUUGCUCUACCUCGUCUGCGUUGUCGCGUUAUUCGUCUUCACAAUCCCUGCUACAACGAUCAAUUUUAUCUUCUGGCCUUGUACCUUUGGCCGGAACCCUUAUCCAAAGUCUCUCCUGGCCGUUUCGCCGCAGUGAGUAUACUCACUUUUAUGUGACUCAAUUACUUCUUUAG
This is a messenger RNA of Echinostoma caproni, 885 nucleotides long. Lineage: Eukaryota; Metazoa; Platyhelminthes; Trematoda; Plagiorchiida; Echinostomatidae. The record is from the annotation of a GenBank genome assembly.